AUGACCACUACUUCCCGCCCAUAUUACCGCCACGGCUCUCCCCUAUCAGUAUUCAACCCGGCACAAGGCUUUGCUGCCAACGCUCCCAUGAUGCAGCGCAUCGACGUCGGCGACUCGUCCGACGAUGAGAUUCCGCCGCCCAUGAAGUUCAGCGCUCUGACGAGGGCCCUUCUCGACAGAGCACCGCAACUAAAGAUUGUGCGCAAAUCUUCACCAACGCACAGCCAAACUGCCACCUCGCCGCGCAUUGUUUCAGUCACCAAGCGAAACCCAUCCUCAUCACGUCAUACCGAACGAUACGCGUCGAGCAGAGAGACCACUCCUGCCCUCGAGUUCGUCACUCCAGCACCCGCCUCACGAUCAACCCGCUCGUCUGCAAGCAGAUCCGCCAGCAAUCCCUCGCCCGCUCUCGACCAUAUUGAUCAUGACGCGUCGCAAAACUUUGGAGCUUCGCAAUAUGAUGCUUCAACAAGGCAUAUGCCACCGUCGACCAUAAACAAGACUCGUCACGCGUCUGCAGAGUCAUCCGCACAUCCCGGCUCUGUACGCGUCAAGAGAGCUCCAGGUGCUUUCUUGCGAGGCGCUCCCGUAAGGAGAGGCUUCCGCAGGCGUGAAAGCGACGACAAUGUCAGCCCACACGAUGGCAGUGCUCCGUUGUCAGAAUCACAAUCACAACCGGACCACGAAGAGGAGCCCGCAUACUCGGCUGGACGCACAAGCAGAGCAGAUAGUGCCAAUGCUGAUUCUGCUGCUGUAUCAAGACACGACUUUGCGCGUUCAAGGGAUCACAGCCGCGACGUUUCCGCUCCAUCAAAACGCGACACAAGCAUCGAUCCACAUCGAGUAGCAUCUCGCACAUCUACCAGAGCCCCUAGUAUGGAGCGACCAGCAAGAAGGCCUAGCGUUGAGCCUCAUAAACGCGAGCGUAGUGAUUCUCGAGCCGCCUCAAACCAUGGAGAAGGGCUCGCUCAAAGGAGGGCAAGUAACGAUCACAUGGCUUCACGUCCUGCGCCAGAAUACCAACGACAAACCCGCCCGACCUCAAGCGCUCAGCACGACGCCAUCGAGGAUCAAGAAAAUAUUCCUCCUCCGACCUUCAAACGCGACAGACACCAUGACUUCAAGUACCUUGGAAAGCCAGAGAAGAUCGCGUUGCACUCGAGGUCUCAACCUGUCGAAGAGACGCCCAUGUCCGUCUCGACACACCAGUCGCCUCGUAGAGCACUCACCGCAAUCAGCAACAACACUCCUGUCAGACCUGCUCCUCCACCACCGCCAAAGAUGAGUGUCCUGGACGCCGCGACAAAAACUGCUGGCGCGAGCACUACCAAGAGCAAGAAGAGACGUCAACAUAUUCUCAUCAACGGAAAGCUGUUCACUCAGAUGAACAAGGUCGGAAAAGGUGGCAGCAGUGAUGUUUACUGUGUCAUGGCCGAGAAUUACAAACUCUUUGCCUUGAAAAAGGUCAAGCUGGAAGAUUGCGACGAAUCAGCCAUGCGCGGUUUCAAGGGUGAGAUCGAUCUUCUCGAGAAACUGGCAGACGUCGACCGUGUAAUUCGACUUUUCGACUGGGAACUGGACAACGAGAAGCAGAUCCUCAGCGUGCUGAUGGAGAAGGGCGACCAGGAUCUCAACCGCAUCUUGACAAUUGCGCUCAACGGCACAGACCCAAAGUUUGACCCAGUCUUGACUCGUUUCUACUGGAAAGAAAUGCUUGAAUGUGUUCAAGCUGUCCACGACUACGAUAUUGUUCAUUCCGAUCUAAAACCCGCCAACUUCUUAUCUGUACAAGGCAAGCUCAAACUCAUCGACUUUGGUAUCGCAAAUGCCAUCGACAUUGCUCAUACGGUCAACGUUCACCGCGACUCGCACAUUGGCACACCCAACUAUAUGUCGCCUGAGAGUAUCUUGGACACAAAUGCACCUACACCUGGCAGCGAACGCACCUCGAAUAACGGCAGUCGGCUGAUGAAGAUCGGCAAGCCUUCGGAUGUUUGGUCUCUCGGCUGCAUUCUAUAUCAAAUGGUUUAUGGUCGCCCACCUUUCGCCCACAUCGCCAACCAGAUCAGUCGUAUCAUGGCUAUCACGAAUUCGAAAGUCGUCAUCGAGUUCCCGGACAGGGGCGUGGGUGGUGUGACGGUGCCCUCUGCACUGAAAGGCACUCUUCGUCGUUGCUUGCAACGUGAUCUGCACGCUCGUCCAACUGUAAAGCAACUUCUCAGCCUCUCGGACCCAUGGCUGUACCCGGAUGUUGGUAACGCCGUUGCCAUGAACGAGGACCUGCUUGCACAGAUCAUCGACAAGGUUGUCGAGAGGUGCAAGGACCCCAAACGUGGUAUCCCCUCUCCUGAUGAAGUCAAGCAAUACCCUGCCAGCUUCAUGUCCAAGAUUCGCGAGAUGGUCGAGCGCGACGGUGUCGUUGGGUGA
Messenger RNA from Aureobasidium vineae, 2427 nucleotides. The record is from the annotation of a GenBank genome assembly. Lineage: Eukaryota; Fungi; Ascomycota; Dothideomycetes; Dothideales; Saccotheciaceae.